GUGGAUGCAUGAAGGCUCUGUAAUGGAUUUGUGUCAUAAUCUGGGCCACGGCAGAUUACCGCUUCUUUUCAUGGGCUUGCCCCUGUGUCAUGUGACCAGAGAACAAAUGGAUCUUCAUUUCCAAUGGAUGAGAAGUUGGAUGGAGGGGGCUGAGCAUGAGGCAGUCCAGCGCAGGAACAACUAAAGACGAUGCUUUUUAUGAAACCAGUUUAAGUGUAGCUCCAUACACUACAAUCCCCACAAGGACCAUUACAGCUGGGAGUGUCGUCUCAUGCCGGAAUAGGACAUUCUGGUAACUCAUUAACGCUCUUUUCGUCGCUGCCUCGGGCCCGCUGUCAUGUGAGCCUGCGGCAACCCUGCUAGCACUGCAGAAUCCCCAAGCUCGCUUGUUCUCGCAGCUGCGACCAGAAGAUCGGACAAAUAGCACUCACACGCCCGGUCACAUGAAAUUAAUUACCGCCCGGGCAGCUUCCUGUUCAUGGGCAGAAUGGAGGAACCUGUGGAGGAGUACAAGUCUCCGUUUAACUUUGAGCAGGGAGUGAACACCAGCUACUUAUACCUGUCACCCAAAGAGAGUUUCACUCCUCCCGGUUCACCCGUACCGUCGUUCAGAGGCACCCAGAGGCAAGACUCCGUCCCAGAAGUGGGUGAAGAUGCGGUGAACACAGUAGGACCAUCUGCAUCCAGCACAGCCCUGACUGAAGAAGAACAAGCCGAACUACGCAGUGAACUCGCUAAGGUUGAAGAUGAGAUCCAGACUCUCACUCAGGUGUUAGCAGCCAAGGAAAAGCAGAUGGCGGAGAUCAAGCGGACGUUGGGUAUCAAUCCACUCAACGAGCUCAAACAGAACCUGAGCAAGAGCUGGCAUGAAGUCACUACCUCCACCGCGUAUAAGAAGACCUCAGAAACCCUGUCUCAAGUUGGACAGAAGGCGACGACAGCAUUUUCCAGCAUGGGUUCAGCCAUUACCAGAAAACUGGAAGACGUGAGAUUACAGUCAUUUUCCAAUUCCUUUGGUAUACGCUCCAUACAACAUUCUGCUAGCAUGCCGGUGAUGAGGAACACACCCACCUUCAAGUCAUUCGAGGAAAAAGUUGAUACUUUAAAGACCAAGAUGAGCCCCACACCUUCGACCGGCGAUAUCGAUGAGGUUUCAGACUUCACUCCGAAUGAAGAGCCAGUGGUGAAGCAGCCAGAGGGAACAAUUACACCAGAUCAAGAACCCCACUAAAGAUCCACUUCCGAAACUUCUCACCCCUCCAAACCAUCAUCCCAUACUCCUCUCUACUCUCUCCACCUUCUGUUCACAUCCUGCCACCCUGUAGAUAAAACAAAAAUAAGUGGAAUAAUAUGCUAAAAUAGACAGCGAUAUGGUCACAUAUUCUGAAUUUACAAUCAAUUCAGAACAUGUGAUUUGAUAAACUAGGCGUGUGCGGCAUGCCUCGUACAUUCCACAGGUACAUGUGGAUUCCAGUUUUUUUAUGCUCCACUAAACCCGAGUGUCGACAUAGAAAUAUACAUUUGUGUACUGGGGCAUUCUCAGACAGGACAUGGUAGUCCUACACUGGAGCAGAUGUGUGCGCGUGUGACGUAUAAGAGCAAUACAUGACUCGGUCCACUGCUGCAUUGACCUCUGACCCCUAACCUUUGGUCAGUGCUGUUGUCUUAGCUUACACGAGAGGCUGGGCUUGUUCUUUAAAGAUGGUGUUUUUUUACACUUUCAAGUGAUAUAUCCUGUAGUCUUUAGAAAAAUGAUCAUAUAUAUUCAAAUCAGAUUUUUCUCGGUUCGCGAAAAUUUUCUAGAACGUUUAAAGCCAACUCGAAAUCGUUUAACUACUAAAAGACUUCAGUUACAUUUAGGAGUGCUUUGUUCUAUAGAUAUCAUUUAGUGUUUGUUCUCUUUUUUUAGUUUCAUACUUUUAAACAAAUGCCAAAAAUGCAGAACAGGAGUUCUGUCUAAACAAUGUUGCGUAUUAGGUGUGUGUAUUAUAACUAUAACACCAAAUAUGAUCAAAGAAUGUUAAGACACGAGAGGUUUGUCAUAAAAUGAGCAGGUACGAGAUGGGCUUUGUUUCUCUUUAUUUCAGUAGUGCUUCAUGUCCUCACUGAGAUCUCCGUGCCUUGUUUUUUCUCUGAUACCAUUGGAAUUUGAUAGUAUGGUACAAUAUGACAUACUAUGAUGUCAACGGACCGCAUUAUAGAGCCAACCGUAGACCAAAAAACAGCAUAUACUGUAUAUCUCGCCUGUUGUUUUGUACAUCGUCAAAUGUGUGUUAGCUCUAGGUUCCAGCACUACAUAAUUUCGAAUAAAAAUGAUAUAGUUUGACUAUCUUAAACUUGUUUUAGGCUUUAAUAUUUUUUUUCCAAACUUUUCUCUUUGAUAUAAAUGGAUAUAUAGUUCAUAUUGCAAAAGGUGUAUGCUUGCUGCUGUUAAUUUUCCAUUAACGUUUAUUGGCGAUUACAUAAGAUUGAUAUUUUAGUCUAUUCAAUUUGGAAAUACUUACAAAGUCAACUCUCCAUUUACAAAUUUUAGUGUGUUCUUGGUAUUAAAACCCCCAGUGUGACCAAAAACCCUGUUUUGUAUUUCCCCUCAAAGUUCUGCUUCGCUGACGUCAUAGCUCAGGUGUUGUAUGUUUUAUUGUCUUACCAUCACCUUUGAAAUAUGAGAAAUUUGUUUCACACUGAAUGCCUCUAUUGGGCUGUUAGGUAGAAAUAACAUCCUGAAAGACUAUUACCUAGUGCACAGAAAUACCACAUUUGUUCGUUUGUAUGUCAGAUGUCUAAUAAAGCAAAUUACA
Messenger RNA from Triplophysa rosa, 2798 nucleotides. RefSeq names its product tumor protein D52 (gene tpd52). Gene Ontology annotation, cellular component: cytoplasm. The record is from RefSeq and is a predicted model, not a curated record. The transcript has 8 exons. NCBI's taxonomy places the organism in Eukaryota, Metazoa, Chordata, Actinopteri, Cypriniformes, Nemacheilidae. Gene Ontology annotation, biological process: B cell differentiation. The coding region runs from base 479 to 1231 and encodes 250 amino acids.